AUGUCGCUCGACAAGCACUUGUUCGAGCUGAAAUUCGCCGCCAAGCAACUCGAGAAGAGCGCUCAACGAUGCGAUAAACAGGAGAAAAAAGGAAACAAAGAGGUGGCUCAAGUGCACGCUGAGAAUGCGAUCCGGAAGAAGAACGAGGCGCUCAACUACAUCAGAAUGGCUGCUAGGAUUGAUGCUGUGGCGGCUCGAGUGCAGACGGCGGCCACGCAGAAACGCGUUACAUCGAGCAUGCAAGGAGUAGUGAAAGCAAUGGAGAGUGCGAUGAAGAGCAUGAAUCUCGAGAAAGUCCAACAAUUGAUGGAUCGUUUCGAGCGGGACUUCGAGAAUCUCGAUGUGCACACGGCUACGAUGGAACGUACGAUGGAUGGAACGACCGUGCUCACCGCGCCGAAGAGUCAAGUCGACUCUCUCAUUCAGGAGGCUGCUGAUAAGGCUGGAAUCGAGUUGAACGCCGAAUUGCCUCAAUCGGUCCCCACCGCUGCUCCAUCUCUCCCAUCAUCAGCGAGCGUGGCCGAGAAUGACGAGCUCACCCAACGAUUGGCCGCUCUUCGGAAUCUGAUGCGUGUUUUGGUGGGAGUCAAGCGAGUCAUUGACUUUGCUGUGAAGGUUCGUGUCAAGCCCGACAAGAGCGGGGUCGUCACCGCAAAUGUGCCCGAAUCGAUGAAUCCAUUUGAUGAGAUCGCUCUUGAAGAGGCCGUCAAAAUGAAGGAAAACAAACUAGCGAAAGAGGUUGUCGUCUUCUCACUAGGCACAGCAAAGGCUCAAGAAACUCUACGCACAGCUCUCGCCAAAGGAGCCGACAAAGCGAUUCAUGUGGAAAUCACGGAGAAAGAUCAGGUUGAACCGAUUCACGUUGCGCAAGUGAUUAAGAAGCUCGUCGAGAAGGAGAAAUUUGAUGUGGUCUUCUGUGGAAAACAAGCAAUCGACGAUGAUGCAGCUCAAACGGCGCCGUUGGUUGCCGGACUUUUGGAUUGGUCACAGGCUCUUUACGCUAGCAAGGUCGAGUCAAGCGAUCCAGGUUAUCUGAAAGUGACUCGGGAGGUUGAUGGAGGUUUGGACACUGUGAAGGUAAAACUACCAACAGUUCUCUCGGCUGAUCUUCGAUUAAACGAGCCUCGAUACGCGACUUUACCCAAUAUCAUGAAGGCCAAGAAGAAACCACUCGAGAAGCUGACGGUGAAAGAUUUGGGCGUCGAUCUCACCCCACAGACGAAAAUUCUUGAGGUAACCGAGCCACCGACACGUCAAGCUGGCGGUUUCGUCGAAGAUGUGCCAGCGUUGAUCAACAAAUUGAAGACGCUCAGGAUUCAUCAAGGCCAAAUAGGCGGGGAUUCGAUUCAUGUGUCUGACGAUCAUCGGGAU
Messenger RNA from Mesorhabditis belari, 1371 nucleotides. Lineage: Eukaryota; Metazoa; Nematoda; Chromadorea; Rhabditida; Rhabditidae. The record is from the annotation of a GenBank genome assembly.